UAACCAAACAUUUUCAUCAAAGCAAUAAACCCAAAACGUAGAAGACUAGCACGUUGAUUUUAGUUAUUGUUUAUUUUCAGUGAAUCAAUUGCUUUAAAAAAAAGAAUAUGUCACGACCAGAACAUCAAGCUCCACCAGAUAUCUUCUAUAAUGAUGAUGAAGCAAAGAAGUAUUCGAGCAAUUCUCGGAUCAUCAAAAUUCAGGUGGAAAUGUGUGAAAGAGCCAUUGAAUUGUUGGCUUUACCAGAAGAUCAACCGUCUUUGAUAUUGGACAUAGGAUGUGGUUCCGGACUGUCGGGUUCAGCUUUAGAGGAAGCUGGCCAUCAAUGGAUCGGAAUCGAUAUAUCAUCGGCAAUGUUAAAUGUGGCCGUUGAUCGUGAAGUCGAAGGAGAUUUAAUUUUGGGUGACAUGGGACACGGAAUGCCUUUUAAAGCUGGUACCUUUGAUGGUGCCAUUUCAAUCUCAGCGAUACAAUGGUUAUGCCAUGCAAAUCACAGUGCACACAAUCCACGAAAACGAUUAUAUAAAUUUUUCAGCACAUUGUUGGCAUCAUUGACUCGAUGCGCCCGAUGCGUAUUUCAAUUUUAUCCUGAAAACAGCGACGAAAUUGAAAUGAUCACAACACAAGCUAUGAAAGCUGGCUUUUAUGGCGGAUUAGUAGUUGAUUAUCCAAAUUCAACAAAAGCAAAGAAAUACUUUUUGGUGCUCAUGACUGGCGGCGUUGCCCAAUUGCCAAAAGCAUUAGGUACGGGAGAAGAAGAAGAUGAAACAAAUCGCGUGCCAUACUCGAAGAGACGUGAAAUGGCCAAACAGGCCAGGGGAAAACUAGUGAAAGGAUCUAAAGAAUGGAUUAUGAAAAAGAAAGAAAGAAGACGCCAACAAGGAAAAGAAGUACGCGCUGAUUCGAGAUACACGGCCCGAAAACGAAGCGGUCGAUUUUGAAAUAAA
Molecule: messenger RNA, 947 nt
Organism: Contarinia nasturtii (swede midge)
Lineage: Eukaryota; Metazoa; Arthropoda; Insecta; Diptera; Cecidomyiidae
Product: probable 18S rRNA (guanine-N(7))-methyltransferase
Exons: 4
Coding region: 108-941 (277 amino acids)
Biological process (GO): rRNA (guanine-N7)-methylation
Cellular component (GO): nucleolus
Molecular function (GO): rRNA (guanine) methyltransferase activity
Source: RefSeq, a predicted model, not a curated record